Annulohypoxylon maeteangense is the source of this 2330-nucleotide messenger RNA. Its product is annotated as MFS general substrate transporter. The transcript is spliced from 2 exons. Gene Ontology annotation, molecular function: transmembrane transporter activity. Bases 505 to 2097 code for a protein of 530 amino acids. Gene Ontology annotation, biological process: transmembrane transport. The record is from RefSeq and is a predicted model, not a curated record. Lineage: Eukaryota; Fungi; Ascomycota; Sordariomycetes; Xylariales; Hypoxylaceae.
AGUCUUCAAGAAGGUGCGAUAAUAUAAAAAGGGGUCACCAGGCAGCCCCAGCCCCAGAUACACCCCGGGUUACACAUGGCAAGGAUCCACCAAUGAACCACAGCUAUGGGCCACAUACAGUGCCAACCUUAUUUCACUGUAUUUCAUCCACUGUAAAUAUUGGUAAGCCAAAUCGUCGUCCAGCCAGCCUUUGGGCAGCCAUUUAGGGCUUCGUACAUGAAUAUUUAACGCGACGAUCUCCGAAAGCGAAAAGUUUUCCUAUAGUAUUCCCGGAACGGGAAGUUGGCGUUCUGAAGUAGUUCCGAUAUCUGCACAUCGUCGCGCUGAAGUGUAGUCCGACCGCAACUACUGUAUAUGACUCAUUAUUAACUUUGUGGCUGCUUAGCAACUUGUUGAAGGAAUCAACAUACAUAAAUCUUUGUUUUCCAUGGUAAUUCAUUGUGGGUAAACCAAUCAGGUCCAGUGUUUGCAGAAUUUUAGCAAAUCACCGAGUACUUCUUCACAAUGACAAUUACCAACUCACCUGAUGAAAAUGAUAUCAACAAGGCCGACGAGGUCAACAGUGACCCUAAGCAAGCAUCAGCCUCUGCCAGCGAGGUCACUCCGCUCUUAGCUGCAUCUCCCAUAGCUACGACAGCUGAUCCUAGCGUCGCCUCGGCCGUCGUAGGGGAGAAUGAGCCACUCCUCUCUAAACCCGAUGAGAAGGAGUUACCCAAGUUUCAGAUAUUGCUACUUUGCUUCGGGCGGAUGAUUGAGCCCAUUGCCUUCUUCUCCAUCUUCCCAUAUAUAAACCAGAUGGUGCAGGAUAAUGGACAGCUGGAAGAAGCAGACGUAGGCUUCUACGCCGGAUUCAUCGAGUCCAAUUUCUCGCUAGUCCAAAUGCUAGUAAUGAUGUUCUGGGGCCGAGCAGCCGACCGCUGGGGUCGCAAGCCCGUCCUCGUAGCCUCUCUAAUCGGGUUAUCCAUAUCGACAUCUCUCUUCGGCCUCUCCCGGACAAUCUGGCAGAUGAACCUGCUGCGUUCUCUAGCCGGUGUGUUCGCCGGAACCAUAGUAACCAUCCGAACCAUGAUCUCCGAGCACAGCACCGCGAAAACGCAGGCCCAAGCCUUCAGCUGGUUUGCGUUUAGCGGGAACGUAGGGAUGUUCAUCGGGCCUCUGCUCGGAGGUUCGCUCGUCGAUCCCGCGCACCAGUACCCGCGGGUAUUCGGGGGCGUCAAGUUUUUCGAAGAGUAUCCUUACAUAUUGCCAUCGAUUGUAGCCGGGUGCAUCGGGUUGGCGACCGCACUCGUAGCCGCAUUGUUCGUCGAGGAGACGCUCAAGAAAGAUAAGCGAAGCCACCCUAAACCCAACCCCACCGACGAUGACGACACCGAAGCAACAGCAGGCGCUCCCAAACGCGCCCCAAUGAGCACCCUCGAGCUCCUGAAUUCCCCCGGCGUCAAGAUCGUCCUCUAUAAUUACUCCCACGUAAUGCUUCUCGGCUUCGCCUACACAGCCAUCGUCCCCAUAUUCUGGUUCACCAACGUUAAGCUCGGAGGUUUCGGUUUCAGCCCGCUACAGAUCUCCCUGAUGUUGGGGCUAACCGGCAUUUCGCAGGCCACAUGGCUCCUAUUCAUUUUCCCACCGCUGACGAAUCAUCUCGGCACAAACGGCGUGUUGCGAGCCGCCGGGACCGCGUAUCCAUUCUUCAUGGUCAUCAUGCCAUUCAUGAACUUGAUUCUAUACCAAGACACACCUGCCGCGAGAACUGUGUUCUGGAUCGUAAUGCCCAUACUCCUGGUUCUCGGAUCAGGCGUCAGCAUUGCCUUCACGGGAGUCCAGCUCGCGCUCAACGACGUCUCUCCUUCUCCGGAGACUCUCGGUAUGUUAAACGCGAUGGCCUUGACGGCCAUGAGCGGUCUACGCGCUUUCUGCCCUGCACUCUUUUCGAGUUUAUUCGCCGUCAGCGUCAAAAAGCAUCUACUUUGGGGUUACCUAGUCUGGCUUAUCCUCGCAUUACUAGCUGGAGGCUUCACCAUUUCGUCGCGCUUCUUGCCGCAGACUAGCGAGAAGGGGUAUGAACGUGUGGCGACGGAGCCUGAACAAGAGGAUGAGUGAUGAUAAAUUCGUGUGGAAAAGCGUUUGAAAAAAGCUAGAGCUCAUCAACUUUAGCAUAGGGAUUCGAAGGAUUUCUACCUAGGGAGUUUAGAGGGAUUUCUAGAAAUGUAGGCCAAGGCAGCUAGGGCAGCUCGGGUAGUUUCCUAAUGUGAGACACGGGCUGACGGGCACGAUCUGGUUAAUGUAGGAGGUCGGUAGCGUCUUGGACGGUCUGGGCGGAUUUAAGCCAGCCA